AUGGAAGGCAUUUUCGACACCGAAAACAUGGCCGACAACGAGCAACCCAACGAUUCCCCUCUCUUCACCAAGAUCCCAGCGGAGCUUCGCCUCCAGAUCUACAAUGAGAUAUUCGAAGGUUCCAGAACAACAUACAGGCAAAGCCUUGUGAUGGGGCACCGCACGUACCGCAACAUCUUGUGGCCUACUGACCACCGCAACUUCCUGCUCACCUGCCGCCAGGCCUACAACGAAGCCCUAGAGACCUACUGGAGCAAGGCAAUACUCUACGGUGACCAUGGCGACAAGGAGCUUGUCUUCUCCUUACAGUCAGUGGUGCCUGGUUUCGCCAAGCUGCACAUCAAGCACAUCCGAGGUCUCUGCGCCCUCGAUGUGUGGGAGCAUCCUGUGCGGGGAUGCCUGCAUGAGUUCCGAGGCCUGCAAACCGUUGCUUUCGAAUAUAGGAUGAUCUGUAAUGUGACAGGUCUGGAUAAUCCUCCUACGAUUCAAGAACAGGUCGACGAAGAUUUCAAGGAUGACCACUGGAGAUUCAACAAGCUCAUCUAUGACGGAGGCCCAGCAGUGACCUGCCGUGUAUUCUUCAGCCGUGCUGUCUUCGAAGGAGACUUGUUUGUUGAAGGAGAAUUUGAAAAAGAUCGCAGGGUCUUCUUCUACAACUGCAGCACGGGAAAGAGCUUCUGCGCCGAUCAUCCUAAUAAGAUCGACGACGAGGAGGCGUUUCUCGCCAUGGUCCUUGGGAACCAAGCACCUGCAGAAAAGGCACGCCAGGAGAUUUGA
Molecule: messenger RNA, 777 nt
Organism: Diaporthe citri
Lineage: Eukaryota; Fungi; Ascomycota; Sordariomycetes; Diaporthales; Diaporthaceae
Exons: 2
Coding region: 1-777 (258 amino acids)
Source: RefSeq, a predicted model, not a curated record